AUGGCUUCCCUUCUCUGCCCCGCCUCUUCCUGCCGCUCCGCUUCCUUGCGCCGCACAGCCGCCUCCCCCGCUGCACCAUCCUUCCCCUCAAGUCGGCACUACGGAGGCGCAUCCACAGCCCCGCUCGCGUCCCCAGUCGCCUCUCAGCCGCCGCGGGCCCUUGCGGCGGCCUCUUACGACUACGGCGGCGACCUGCUCAGGCCCAUCGACACACAGACGAUCAUCAUAGCCGCCGCCGUCGUAUCCGCGGUCUCCCUCUCUCUCGUCCUUGGCCUCAAGGGCGACCCGGUGCCGUGCGACAGGUGCGCUGGGAAUGGUAUUUGCAGUCUCUCCUCCAUUGCAUUCUUCUUUCUCUGGCCGGGUGAACUGAAUGGAUGA
Messenger RNA from Miscanthus lutarioriparius, 378 nucleotides. Lineage: Eukaryota; Viridiplantae; Streptophyta; Magnoliopsida; Poales; Poaceae. The record is from the annotation of a GenBank genome assembly.